GAGGCGACGUGUCCCUGGCCCGGCCGAUGGCCGCCGCCCGCCGCGCCCGCGCUGACUGAUGUAUUUGAAGAGGCCGGCGGGCGGCCUCGCCUUCUGCCUCUUCUACCUGGCCUCCAGCUUCACCAACAAGUAUGUCCUGUCUGUCCUGCAAUUUACCUACCCUACCCUUUUUCAAGGGUGGCAGACAUUGGUGGGUGGACUUCUGCUUCACAUCUCCUGGAAGCUGGGCUGGGUGGAGAUAAACUUGUGUUCAAGGUCUGAAAUCCUGUCAUGGCUUCCUGCAUCAGUACUUUUUGUGGGCAUUAUUUAUGCUGGCUCCAGGGCACUGUCUAGAUUGCCAAUCCCGGUGUUCCUCACUGUGCACAACGCGGCAGAAGUCAUAACCUGUGGGUUCCAGAAGUUUGUGCAGAAAGAGCAGACCUCUCAUCUGAAAGUCUGUAGAUCGCAUGAUGUGGCAAUUACACAUGUCAUUUCAAUUACAGGGGCUUACAAAGUAUUUCACAAGUUGUGGAAACCUGGAUCUUUAAGUGAUCUGGACCAACAGUACAUCAACUAUGUGUUCAGUGUAGUGCUGUUGGCCUCUGCAUCCCAUCCAGCAGGUGAUCUCUUCAGUGCCUUGGAUUUUCCAUUCCUGUACUUCUACAGGUUUCAUAGCAGCUGCUGUGCCAGUGGACUGCUGGGAUUCUUUCUGAUGUUGCACACAGUGAAGCUAAAAAGCAGCACAACCUCGGGGCAAUAUGCAGCCUGGAGUUUCCUUGCAAAGGUUAUCACUGCUAGCUUAUCACCGUUCUUCUUUGUCAUGACUGCCAAUGUACUAACAAUUUCUUGCCUUGUGAUCGGUGGAGUUGGAGAAGCGUUGCUUGUUUACACUGAAAGGACAGGCACAUAAAGAGGAACCAGAUCUCACCAGCUGGAACAAAGCUGACUUGCAGCCUAGAGACACUAUCAAGAAAAAAAGUGGCAGCAGGAAUGGAGAAGUGCAACCAAACAUGAGGAAAGGGACCUAUUGUUUUUUUUUUUUAAUUAAAAAAAGAACCUAUGCUAUUAAUAGUGCUAGUAAGGGAGCAGCAUAGCUGGCAGAGAUGGUAAGGAGCCUUUGCCUCAAAGCACAAGACCAACUAUAUCAGAUUGAUGUGGUAAAGAAAAAACUGCACUGUAUCAUGCUGAUGGCUCUGUGUGAGCACCACUCAGUAGCAGCUUCUUGCACAGGGGCACAGGGAACUAAACUCAGGAAAAGCAGCAUUCCCCACUGUAUGCCCCGGGUGGUUUUUUUUUGUUUUUUUUUUUGAAGCAGACAGCAGGUCAUACCAAACAACGUAUAAAUU
Onychostruthus taczanowskii (white-rumped snowfinch) is the source of this 1325-nucleotide messenger RNA. RefSeq names its product transmembrane protein 241 (gene SLC35D4). The record is from RefSeq and is a predicted model, not a curated record. The coding region runs from base 59 to 889 and encodes 276 amino acids. Lineage: Eukaryota; Metazoa; Chordata; Aves; Passeriformes; Passeridae. The transcript is spliced from 13 exons.